AUGGUGUUCCGGGCGGCGCCGCCCACGCCCCCGAGCCCGGCGCAGGCGGCGCAAAAGGAGGCGGCGGCCGACGAGGGCGGCGGCGGGGGCGGCAGCUUCCUGUCCUCCACGUGGCGCCUCGUCACCAACCCCGGGUUCGCGCUGCUGCUCGUCGCCUACGGUAUCAACGUCGGCGACUUCUACGCCAUCUCCACGCUGCUCAACCAGGUCGUCCUGCAGUACUUCCCGGGUCGUGAGGUGGACGUGGGCCGGCUCGGUCUGGUGAUGGUGCUGGCCGGAAUGGUGGGCAGCGUCUGCUGCGGCGUCGUACUCGACAAGACGCACAAGUACAAAGAGGUGACGCUGGCCAUCUACUUCAUGUCUCUGGUGGGCCUCGUCAUCUACACCUUCACCCUCAACUGCGGCUACAUCGAAGUCGUCUACUUCACCAUCAUCUUCCUCGGGUUCUUCAUGACGGGCUACCUACCCGUCGGCUUCGAACUAGCAGCAGAGCUGACGUACCCCGAGCCCGAGGGCACCUCCGCCGGCAUGCUCAAUGCGUCGGUGCAAGUAUUUGGCAUCGCCUUCACGCUCUUCUACGCGUGGCUGUUCGAGCUUGCAGGUGACAUGUGGGCCAACGGUGCGCUUUGCAUCACGCUGGUGGUCGGCACUGUCAUCACCGCAGUCAUCCGCGCCGACCUGCGCCGCCAGAGUGCACAGCGACAGCACCUGCAGCCAGUGCCAUUGCCUGCCUGAUAGGUGCACCACAGUUGGCAGCCCUGCACCAGCAACCUGGGCUCUGCCUGCAGCACACAGGGGAUUCCCUGACUUGGUAAUGAAGUACUGUGCUCUACCCAGUGAUAUAUAACUAGACUGGAUGUCUAACUGCAGCUGUCUGAACAUUCCGAACAAG
Schistocerca cancellata (South American locust) is the source of this 892-nucleotide messenger RNA. RefSeq names its product feline leukemia virus subgroup C receptor-related protein 2-like. Gene Ontology annotation, molecular function: heme transmembrane transporter activity; heme binding. Gene Ontology annotation, cellular component: membrane. Bases 1 to 735 code for a protein of 244 amino acids. The record is from RefSeq and is a predicted model, not a curated record. NCBI's taxonomy places the organism in Eukaryota, Metazoa, Arthropoda, Insecta, Orthoptera, Acrididae. Gene Ontology annotation, biological process: transmembrane transport; heme export. The transcript has 5 exons.